GGGGCAGAACAAGCCAGGCGAAGGGCGCCUGCGCAGGGGAGCCUGAAGAAAUGCAUUAUUCUUGCUGCCUGCUGCUGCGGGAGGAGACCUUAUGGGGGAAGGUCGCUAAGUGACUGGGAUUUAUUUUCUCAUUUAUCAUUUAGUAGGCUCCGUGGCUUAAGACUUGAACGAAGUAAACCAAGUUCUCUUACUGAGAAGUCUCAGUUUCAACUAUCAUUCUUCUCUACAGAAGAGCUGUUUCUCAUCAAUCGGGGGUGAUUACAGUUCUUCCUAAAAAGGAUGGCUGCUCUUUUUCUAAAGAGAUUAACACUACAAACUGUAAAGUCUGAAAAUAGUUGCGUCAGAUGUUUUGGUAAACACAUCGUGCAAAAGACAGCACCAGCACAGUCGUUCCCUAUUGCUUCUGCCCCGAGACUUUCCUUCCUAAUUCAUGCAGAAGCCUUUAGUACCGUUGAAGACACCCAGAAUGAAGGAAAAAAGAAAAAAAAGAGUCAAACAGCUUUUGGUAACAUUGGAAGAAAAAUUAGUCAGCGAAUUGUUCACUUAUUUGAUGAGAAGGGCAAUGAUAUGGGAAACAUGCACCGAGCAGAUGUGAUUAGACUUAUGGAUGAGCGAGACCUGCGACUGGUUCAAAGGAACGCCAGCACAGAGCCUGCAGAGUACCAGCUCAUGACAGGAAUGCAGAUCCUCCAGGAGCGGCAGAGGCUGAGGGAGAUGAAGAAGGCUAGCCCCAAAACUGGACCAACCCUGACAAAGGAACUGACUUUUUCUUCAAAUAUUGGACAACAUGAUUUGGACACAAAGACUAAACAGAUUCAACAGUGGAUUAAGAAAGAACGCCAAGUCCGGAUUACUAUAAAGAAAGGAAAGAAUGUAGACGUGUCAGAAAAUAAAGUGGAGGAGAUAUUUCAUCAAAUACUCCAGACUAUGCCUGGAAUGGCUACAUUCUUAUCUAGGCCACAAGCUGUUCAAGGAGGAAAAGCUUUAAUGUGUGUUCUUCGUCCUGUAAGCAAAAAUGAAGAGAAGGCAUAUGGAGAAACUCAAAAGACCCAGAAAAGAGAUACUUUGAACCAAGACCAAGGAAAUGAUAAGGAAUCAAAUGUUCUGCAUCAGUAAUUUUAAUAAAGAAAAGCAUGCUCUGAGAGAAA
This is a messenger RNA of Cercocebus atys (sooty mangabey), 1148 nucleotides long. It is a transcript of the gene MTIF3, whose product is annotated as mitochondrial translational initiation factor 3. NCBI's taxonomy places the organism in Eukaryota, Metazoa, Chordata, Mammalia, Primates, Cercopithecidae. The transcript has 5 exons. Gene Ontology annotation, cellular component: mitochondrion. Gene Ontology annotation, biological process: ribosome disassembly; mitochondrial translational initiation. The record is from RefSeq and is a predicted model, not a curated record. Bases 280 to 1116 code for a protein of 278 amino acids. Gene Ontology annotation, molecular function: translation initiation factor activity; ribosome binding.